UUCUGUUGAGAGAAACCACUUGCGCGUACACUACAGCUGACACUGCAGUCCGACUCAUAAUCACUUUCACUCUCAGCAUCCGACACUUCAAUUGAAAGACUUUUCUUCUUCGCUUUUGAACCCAAGUGGGCUCGACCCCUUUUCUUUGACGGUAUUUUAAAAACACUCUCAGUUUCCAUAGGAGGAUGAUGUUCUCCAAUGACUUCAUUAAAGAUCUGCUCUGCCAAAUCCGAGCUACUCCGUGAAUCCGUGGGCAUUUCAGCCUCAGCGCUUGGAUCUGUUGGGGCACCAUCUGAUGUCUCAACCUGAUUGGAAGCCUUUUUUGCUCCUUGCAUCUCACCUACACUGUCCUCGGCUGUUUCAUCAUUGUUAGCUGCUUCCUGAGACUGUUCUUCACUGGGGAUACCCUCAGUAGAAUUCUCAUCAUUGGACUUAGUCUUUUCUGGACAGCUAUGCGCCAGGUGCCCCAGCUGACCACAUUCAAAACAUUUAAUAGUAUUAGUGGUUACGUAAAUCAUAUAAUUGAAAUCAUCCACCUUAAUAUUCAAAGAAAGCUCAAGUUCUUUGCUGUCUUUCAAGAUAAUGUAGGCAAACCUUCGGAACGACACUACAUGCUUUAAAAGCAGAGAUUUGGUAGCUAUCGGUAUCAUUUUCAAGGGAGAUACUAAUUUUCCAUAACAUGAUAGGGCCUCUGCAAGCACAUCGUUUCCAAUGAAUGGGGGGACAUUAGAAAGAAUUACCUUCCUUGAAGGGCUUGCCAAAGGUAAAACAGGAAUAAACACCUCGUCAAUGUAUAACCCCAAUUCCACCAUGUCAUUUACCAAACUAACCUCAGAAAGGAACAACACCACUCCGCUGUUCAUACCAGAUGCCGAUAAAAUGUUAUCAUGACCAAUGAAUUCACCGACAGCUAAGCUGAUUUUCUCGACAGAGAAAGGAGUAUCCAACUUAAUACCGUGCCUCCUUGUGAGGUAGCCAAAAUGCUCCUCGUGUCUACCCUCAGCAGCCAUACCUCCAAAAAGGAAGCAGACGCCUUAGGUAACAAACAAAAUUCAGCAAACUAUUAACACCAACUCACAAAAACACCAUACAAGGAUAGAAAAAAGAUAGAAAGAAAAAGUUUGUGGCACAGCGGCCACAAACUUCCAGCACUCACUCACACACGCUCCGAACCCGCCCACUCGCACCGCACAUGCGCGACGAGAGAGAGAGAGAGAGAGAGAGAGAGAGAGAAUGAAAGGGGGGAGAGAGAGAUUUUCCAGUGCGUCCGGAAGGCAUUUCAAUGCGACCAGAAGGCAUUUCAGUGCGUCAGGAAAUCACCAUACAGGUUCAUUGUACAUGGAAGUACAGUCUAGGACCGACCGAAGUUUAACAUAAUGCACAAACUGUUAUACUCAUUUUCAUCACAUGUCACAUUUCACUUGUUAGUUCAAACAACGAAGAUGUUACUGAUAUAUUUUUGCGCGUUCUACACUGCCUUGAAAGAAUGCAGGUAAAUCUGACUGUAAGGCGUUUUCAUGAACUUGAAGCCCAUGCCAGAAUAAUACUUCACAUCACAGACAUUGUAGGACAACGUGAUGCCUUGGAGGAAAGACAGUGCACAAUAUUACUACAACAAUUACAUCAGUGGAUAAUUGCUGUUCUGCAACGGUUCCAUGACGAACUUCCGAGAGAAAGUGCUGCCAUCGUACCCCCUACCAACAGAAGCAGAACAGGUCGCCCACGCUACGAUUUGACAACAGAACAGAUAGGGUUAUGUUUGGGUCUUGGGCUGAACUGGCAAGGAAUAGCCUCACUAUUUGGCAUUGGGCGACGGACUUUGUACCGCCAUCGACAACGCCUGGGUGUACCACCUCUUCAGUAUGCUCAACUGUCUCGGGAGAAUUUAAUAUCAAACAUCAGACACACACUGGAAACUACGCCGAAUGCUGGUGAGACCUAUGUACGAGGCAGUCUGCGGCACAUGGGGAUUCGUAUCCAGCGCAGGAGAGUGCGAGAAGCUCUACAAGCAAUUGACCCGGUGGGACGAUGUGUACGUCACCGACAGGCCAUUCGCCGCAGGACCUACUAUGUCCAUGGUCCGAAUGAGUUACGGCACAUUGAUUCUAACCACAAAUUAAUUCAUUGGAGAUUGGUGUUCCACGGAUGCGUGGAUGGAUAUAGCCGCACCAUUAUAUACCUAGACUGCUUAACAAAUAAUAGAGGCUCUUGUGUGCUGACGCUAUUUGAAGAGGGGGUGUGCAACUUUGGGCUUCCAUCAAGAGUCCGGUGUGACCGUGGAACUGAAAACUUGGAGGUUGCGCGUUUCAUGCUGAACAGAAGGGGGUUCUAUCGGGGAAGUGUCAUUGCAGGCCGCAGCAUGCAUAACCAAAGAGUAGAACGACUUUGGGCUGAGUUGAAUCGUGUUGUGUCAUAUUUUUAUGUUGAACUUUUCACCUUUAUGGAAAACCAAAACUACCUCGACUCAUUGUCGGAGCUACACAUGUUCGCACUUCACUACAUUUAUGUACCAUGAAUACAAUGGGCUGCGAGGGAGUUCCGUAAUCAAUGGAAUAAUCAUGCUUUGUCGACUGAAAGGUACAGGACACCACUCCAGCUGUGGUUCAGUGGUAUCAUCAGGCAUAUAGGCCAGGACAUCACAGGGGUCAACGAUGUCUUUGCACCUCUUGAAUCCCAAGGUACCACCUACCAUGAAACACCUCCUGAACUUCGAUUCAACAGUGUCGUAGAAGCUCCAGAUAAUGAUUUUCAUGUGAAUGACACUACUAUGGAAGAAAUCCGUCACACAACUGAUCCUUUGGGGGAAGAUGGAAACUAUGGAAUAAAUCUAUUUGUUACCCUUGUCAACUUCUUGGAAACUAGAUAAU
Messenger RNA from Neoarius graeffei (lesser salmon catfish), 2867 nucleotides. RefSeq lists its product as uncharacterized. The record is from RefSeq and is a predicted model, not a curated record. The transcript has 2 exons. Gene Ontology annotation, molecular function: nucleic acid binding. Bases 1487 to 2515 code for a protein of 342 amino acids. Lineage: Eukaryota; Metazoa; Chordata; Actinopteri; Siluriformes; Ariidae.